AUGGAUAGAGAUGGGCCGCCUCAAGACCUUCGUCCACCGAAAUGGCCGCAUGUCACCGGAUCUCCGCCUCUCGCCUCUUCUCUUAAGCGUGGUGGUUGUCUGUCUCCGGAUCUCCUCGCUUGGUUUGUGUACGUCUCCUAUCCGACGGGUGAAGCGAUGGUUUCCAUAAUGCUUUUGAGGACUGAGCUCCUGAACCACCAUUUCACUCCGCCGGAGCCGCCAGACCGAACACUGUCUCUCUCUCACCACCAAGCGACCCCUCCCCACCCUUCGGAGCCACCGGAUCCACCAGAUCUCCGGCCUUUUGUUCUCUUGUUCUUCUCAGUCUCUGCUCUGACUCUCCCCUCCGUGAUGUUAGCCAAUGUCACUGAGCUCCAUGGCACAGAUCUGACUCGUUUCACGACUCGCCGUCUUCAUCUUCUGCUCCGGCGAGCUACCUGGUACAUCUCUGUUAUUCAACGCUCUUUUCUCCAUCUCGGGAUAUUUCCCUUCGUGGAAUUGGUUCUAUUACCCGUAUCCGGAUUUGCUUCAUAUUGGAGUGUGGUGUAUCGAUGA
Messenger RNA from Microthlaspi erraticum, 555 nucleotides. The record is from the annotation of a GenBank genome assembly. NCBI's taxonomy places the organism in Eukaryota, Viridiplantae, Streptophyta, Magnoliopsida, Brassicales, Brassicaceae.